Molecule: messenger RNA, 1411 nt
Organism: Nanorana parkeri
Lineage: Eukaryota; Metazoa; Chordata; Amphibia; Anura; Dicroglossidae
Gene: LRRC41
Product: leucine rich repeat containing 41
Exons: 6
Cellular component (GO): nucleus; cytoplasm
Source: RefSeq, a predicted model, not a curated record
UUGUCGGAAGGAUUGAGGUCACCUGACCAGGAGAAGAUGGCGGUCUCCGAGUGACGGGCGGGUGGGUCUCUUCGGUUUUGUCCGGUUGUCUCCGUGUUUGGUUGUCCGUAGGCCAUGGAGGAGGCUCCGGAAGAUGCUGGAGGGUGCCCAAGCCUGUUCCAGCUGUGUGCCCGGGCCGUCGCCGCCAACAUGGAGCGCCUGGAAGAGGAAGUGUGUGGAACGUCUCGGCCAAUCAGUGGAAAGUCUGAAAUUCCUUCACAUGCGUUCGUCUGACCCCGAGACCCGGAAAUCCCUGAGGCUCCUCCUCCAUGACCUCAUCCACCACGGACACGUCAACAAGGUGUCAGUGCUGUCGUGGCCCCGGCCGGACAAGGACCUCCUCCUCCUCAUCCUGAAUAUCAGUGCCGGGUACUGGCCGGGGGUCCCCGAUCACCCCUGCGCCCUGUGCGCCCCUCCCCCCGAGGAGCCGCCCACCCAAAGUGCCUUGCUAAGUCUGCAGCCUCUUCACAUCGACCAGAAUGUGGCCCCUGACCAGAAUGUGGCCCCAGAGGCGGCCGGGGACCAGUCUGAAAAUGAGGACUUGUUCACCUUAGUCUUCGAAAGUCACAGUACGGACGAGGAGGAGGAGGAGCCGACCAUCGGGGAGCCGCUACUUCCUGGCGCCGUUCGGCUCCGCAGUGUCCGAGCGCUGAACCUGCACAACGUGUACCUGACGCCCGCCACGUGCCACCGGCUGUGCCAACUGCUGCGCUCCUGGGUGACCCUGGAGAGGCUGACCAUGGCCUACAAUGAUAUGCACACCAAUAUGGCGAUGUUGCUGGACGCGCUCUCGCACCUCUCGGGGGCCCCGGGCUCCUCCCUCAGCGCCGUCUCUAUGUGUGACUUCAUCACCUACAUCACCAUCCUGGACCUGGCGCAGACCCUCCUCCGCAUCUUCCCCGCCCUCCAGUCCUUGUUACUCUGCUAUGACCUGGAGGAGAGCCGCGACCCCGUGCUGGUGGAGGCGGGGCCUGCGGAGUUCACAGAGAACCAAUUGAAGCAGCUGGACCUCCGCUUCCCCCACAGUCCCGCCCACACCCCGCGACUGCUGUCCCUGCUGAAGGCGUCCCCCCACCUGGAGGAGCUGUCCCUGGAGAACGCGGCGCUGACCCGGCAGGAGGACAUCCGACUGGUGCUGCAAACCAUCACCGAACACAACGCAGCGCUGCGCAGACUCGUCUUCCAUGACUUGAACCUCGUCGAUUGUCAGACGGAGAUUGUGAAUCUGCUGAGUCACGGCUGCCUUGAAGAAAUCAAGUUCUCGUUCUGCCGUCUCUUCGAGCGCACGUCGCGGGAUUUCCUCUCCGCAUUCGUUGACGCUCUGAAGAAAAAUUCCACCGUGAAGAUCCUGAAAUUGGGUGGAAACCGUCUG